Gasterosteus aculeatus aculeatus (three-spined stickleback) is the source of this 1952-nucleotide messenger RNA. It is a transcript of the gene poldip2, whose product is annotated as polymerase (DNA-directed), delta interacting protein 2. Gene Ontology annotation, biological process: error-free translesion synthesis. Gene Ontology annotation, cellular component: mitochondrial nucleoid; nucleus. The record is from RefSeq and is a predicted model, not a curated record. Lineage: Eukaryota; Metazoa; Chordata; Actinopteri; Perciformes; Gasterosteidae. Gene Ontology annotation, molecular function: DNA binding.
UGCGUGCGCGUGAGCUCUCCUGCCACUGCUCCGGCUGUUAAAGAUGGCGGCCUGCGCGUUACGCCGAGGCUUGUUGAGCACUGUCAGUAAAUACAACAAGAAGCACACACACAGAAUACUGAGCGUUGUUGACGGCGGCAGCGGAUACGAGGUGUUCAGGCCGCGGGUUCAAUGCCGGGCCUGCGGACUGCCCGGUGGCGUCCAACAGAGGCGGUUUAUGUCGUCACGGAGCAGUCCUGAAGGGAAGAUUUUGGAGACGGUGGGAAUGUUUGAGGCUGUAAAGCAGCACGGAAAAUAUGAAACGGGACAGCUGUUCCUGCACAGUGUUUUCGGCUACAGAGGCAUCGUCUUGUUCCCCUGGCACGCCCGGCUCUACGACCGAGACAUCACCCCCCCCAUGGCCGAGAGCAAACCGGAGCCUCCUGGAGCUCACGGCUCCAAGGAGGUGAAGGGCAAGACUCACACCUACUACCAAGUCCUGAUCGACACCCGGGACUGCCCCCACAUAUCUCAGAGGUCCCAGACGGAGGCGGUGACGUUUCUGGCGAACCACGAUGACAGCAGAGCCCUGUACGCCAUCCCAGGUCUGGACUACGUGAGCCACGAGGACAUCCUGCCCUACAACUCUGCAGAGCAGAUCCCCAUCCAGCACGAGCUGUUUGAGCGCUUCCUCAUGCACAACCCGGCCAAAACUCCUCCGUUCACAUCCAGAGACACCCUGAAGGCCUGGCAGGAGAAGAACCACCCCUGGCUGGAGCUCUCCGACGUCCACAGAGAGACCACGGAGAACAUCCGGGUCACCGUCAUCCCCUUCUACAUGGGCAUGAGGGAGGCCCAGAACUCCCACGUUUACUGGUGGCGCUACUGCAUCCGCCUGGAGAACAUGGGCAGCGAGGUGGUGCAGCUGAGGGAGCGGCACUGGAGGAUCUUCAGCCUGUCGGGAACCCUGGAGACUGUCCGAGGGCGAGGAGUCGUGGGCCGCGAGCCGGUGUUGUCCAAAGAGCAGCCGGCCUUCCAGUACAGCAGCCACGUGUCCCUACAAGCCCCCAGCGGCCACAUGUGGGGGACGUUUCGCAUCGAGAGGACCGACGGCUCCCACUUCGACGUCCGCAUCCCCCCCUUCUCGCUGGAGAGCAACAAAGAAGACAAAGCGCCCCCUGCUGGCUACACGUUCUAACUGACCAGUCGGGCUCCUACGCCGCAACGUCGCCUCGGCCUUCAGCGCGAGAUUGACAGUCAGGUGACUCAGGGAGGGGAAAAAAAAGUGUUUCUAGGCCUAAACUCCGCCCCCUUUCUAUUCCUGUGAGGUCGCAGAGCGGCAUUACGUCAUCGAGUGACUCAUGAGGUGGAAAUGUUAUCAUGAAGAGCCUUCAAGUCCAACAUGUGACUCUGCGAUGUACAGAAAAAGCACCCGGCAGUGUUCUUCCUGUUACGCUUCCCGUUCUUCCCUCGCGGUGCAGUUGAGCCGGUUACUGUGCUGAACUCCCAUUUAUCAGUUAAAUGUACAAAAAGUCCAAAUGAACCUGAGUCUCACGUCCCAAAACGAGCUACACGGAUCUCUACUCACCGCAACUCCUAGAAAACACCAGAUCAUUAUUUAUUUGGGUGAUUUUUGUAAUCCUGUUGACUUUAAAGUCCAAUUCUCUUGAUUACAUCCACUGUUUGAACAUCCGGGUGUGUGGGGGGGGGCGGCUGUAUACUUUUUAUAAGCAGUGGACUGAAAACGUUUGGCUUUUAGUUAAUAACAAAAGAACGCCAUAAAAUAAUCAAAGUGAGCUGAGAGGCUUUUGUGUUUUAAAAAGAAAACUUGUCUAAAAAGCAGAAUCAAGUCGUCAUCGUCCUGGACACCGAAUGGAAAAACAAAGUUAUUUUUUCUGUUCAACGAGAAGAAACACGUGAAUACUGUAAAUAAAUAUGUAAUUAAACGAAUAAAUAACCUUUUUUGAAAAGUA